AUGGCGCCGAUCCCAGUCCACAUCAAGCAUGCGGGCAAGACGCACGAUGUCAGCCUCGACGUCGAGCAGCUCCCGGUCGUAUUCAAGCAGUCUAUCUACGAAGUAACCGGUGUACCAGUCGAUCGUAUGAAGGUCAUGAUCAAAGGUGGCGUUCUGAAAGAUGAUACUCCUUGGAAAAAGGUCGCGCCCAAAGAGGGACAAACGUUUAUGGUGAUCGGUGCGGCUGGUGAGCUACCCAAGCCGCCAGAAAAAGCGACGGUCUUCCUUGAAGAUAUGGACGAGAGUGAAUUGGCAUCAUCUGUUGCCAUGCCUGUCGGUCUAGUGAAUCUAGGGAAUACUUGCUACAUGAGUGCGUCAGUUCAGGCUCUCCGUGCAAUCCCAGAGCUACAAGUUGCAUUACGUGGUGGUCCAUCUGCCGGGAGUGCUGGGCCAAGCUCAACCAAUGCCCGGCUCAAUCCCUUAGCUCGUGCUCUACAAGCGUUAUACAAUCAGAUGGGUCAAACCACAUCCUCGGUUACGCCACAAACAUUUCUGAGUAUGUUGCGACAGGUGAACCCACAGUUCGCUGAAAUGGCUCGAGGCGGCGACAAGUCUAUGAUGCGUGGUUAUGCUCAACAAGACGCUGAGGAAUGCUACGCCCAAGUUCUGACUUCGCUUCGCGAGGUUCCUGGUUUACCAGCUAGUCAAGAAGGCGAAGCCAUGCAAGUCGACGAGGGUGCCGCGACGCCCUCAAAGUCGUUUAUUGAACAAUACAUGAUGGGAGAAAUGCUACGAACCAUGACCUGUGAUGAAGCAGAGGAGCCACCUACAACGCGUUCUGAAAACGUGAUGAAAAUCGAGUGCAACAUCACAAGUACUACUAAUUACCUGAUGCAAGGCCUGAUGAAUUCGCUGGAUCAAAACAUCGAGAAGAAUUCACCGAGUUUAGGAAGACAAGCCCUUUAUACUCAACGGUCGAGAUUAUCGCGUCUGCCCUCAUAUCUGACCGUGCACUUGGUCCGUUUCGCGUGGCGCGCCGACAUCAACAAGAAGGCCAAGAUAAUGCGCCGGGUGAAGUUCCCCACGGAGUUGGAUGCCCUGGAGUUGGUGACAGACGACCUCAAAGCCAGAAUGACGCCCGUGAACAGAAGACUGCAAGAGCUGAUCAAAGACCGCGCGGACAGGCUGAAGCAGAGAAAACGAACCAAGGCGAGGAAAGAGCGGGAGGCCCAGGCGCUGCGAGAGCCCAACCCUCCUCCUCCUGAGCAGGAGGAUGCGUCGGCGGCCGCUGGGCAGCCGACGGUGGACGAGGGGGGCGAGCUGGAGCCGGAGUCGGUGUACCGUCAGCGUGAAGGGGCGGAGUUGAAUGCGCUCGUAGACGAGAGCGCAAAGAAGGACACCGGCAGCAAUGUUACCGGGCUAUAUGAUCUCGUCGGCAUCAUCACACACAAGGGCGCGGCGGCGGAUGCUGGUCACUACAUCGCCUUCGUGAAGAAAAGCGCAAUCCACCCGGCCUCGGUGGAUAACCUCGAUGACGACGACGAGGAUUGGUACAAGUUCGACGACGAGAAGGUGUCCAUCUUCCCCAAGGAAAAGCUAGUCACGCUAGAAGGAGGAGGCGAAGACGCAUCGGCGUAUGUGCUACUAUACAAAGCAAAAUCACUAGUGUAA
Messenger RNA from Pleurotus ostreatus (oyster mushroom), 1650 nucleotides. RefSeq names its product deubiquitinating enzyme (gene UBP6). Lineage: Eukaryota; Fungi; Basidiomycota; Agaricomycetes; Agaricales; Pleurotaceae. Gene Ontology annotation, biological process: proteasome-mediated ubiquitin-dependent protein catabolic process; protein deubiquitination; regulation of proteasomal protein catabolic process. The record is from RefSeq and is a predicted model, not a curated record. Gene Ontology annotation, molecular function: proteasome binding; cysteine-type deubiquitinase activity; protein binding. The transcript is spliced from 13 exons. The coding region runs from base 1 to 1650 and encodes 549 amino acids.